AUGGACAUACGCGUGGCCAUCGAAUGCUUCGAAAUACGCCGGCGGGAUCCCUCGAGUAAUCGGGAAACAAGCAGCUUGGACAAACAUUCUACCGGACAAAGCAUGCGAUGUACCACGACAAGCGGACGGGAUGAAUAUUUAACAAAGUCUGCGGUCAUCUCUCUGUACACGCGGACGGUGUACACUCCGUCUCGUGCAGCAAUCCAGACAACACUCCGCAGCAUCCGCGUGUGCAGCGACGACUGCAGAACAGCAUCCACGCCGGUCCACGCUCCCACCAGCUCUCCUCUCCUCUUAGCUGCCCCUCCGCCACCGCUAAGCUUACACACCAACACGGCUUCACCUCCACCGCUACUACUACUGCCUCCACCGUCACCGUCGGCCACCACCACCACCGUCGUAUCCCCGCGAUGCCUCCACCACCAUCAGCAACCUCCACCACCAUCGCCACCACGUUCGCCCAGCAUCGGCCAAGAGGCGAAGGGCCCCGAGGUUUCCACGCUACGAGUCAGUUGGCCGACAUGA
Linepithema humile (Argentine ant) is the source of this 525-nucleotide messenger RNA. NCBI's taxonomy places the organism in Eukaryota, Metazoa, Arthropoda, Insecta, Hymenoptera, Formicidae. The record is from RefSeq and is a predicted model, not a curated record.